This is a messenger RNA of Gastrolobium bilobum, 2139 nucleotides long. Its product is annotated as probable chlorophyll(ide) b reductase NYC1, chloroplastic. Gene Ontology annotation, molecular function: chlorophyll(ide) b reductase activity. Gene Ontology annotation, biological process: PSII associated light-harvesting complex II catabolic process; chlorophyll catabolic process. The transcript has 10 exons. The record is from RefSeq and is a predicted model, not a curated record. The coding region runs from base 170 to 1717 and encodes 515 amino acids. Lineage: Eukaryota; Viridiplantae; Streptophyta; Magnoliopsida; Fabales; Fabaceae.
UGCUUCUUCCUCAGAUAUUUUCUCAUCCAGAAAAUUACAAAAACAUGAUUUUCAGUUUUCACCAAAAAAGAUAACAAUAAAUAAAGGGACAAGCCACUGAAAUUCAACAGCUUUUUUCAAUUUGUUCCAACAACUCCAUGAACUUUGCAUCUUCAAUUAUAUCACAGCCAUGGCCACAAUUGUGAAGCUCCACGUUUUCCCAGAGAGUUUGAGCGAACACAGAACGAUGUUGCUCAGGAGGGGUUUUGGUUCCUCCACUUCUUCACCUGGGGUACUUGGUUUUGGCCAUAAUUGUGAUGGGUUCUCUGUGAAACAGUGCAGGGCGUUUAGGAGUGAAGAUGGUGGGGAUUUGAAGGAGAAAAAGUUUAGAAAUUUGAAGAAAAACGAGGUGAAAACCAAAAGGGAAAGUGGAUUUUGGAGUUCCCUCAAUUCUCUCAUGUUGAGGAAUUUCAUGGUGGUUUCAAAGUCAGAAGAUGAGUAUCGCCAAGCUUUGGUGAAGGUGGAAGAGGUGCUAUCCUCUAUUGCCAUUCAAAUUGGAAGAUAUAUUGUGACUAUGAUGAGCACUGGGGUCAUCCUUGCAAUUGGAUUUCAGAUGUCAGGUGGAGACAGUCAGAUGGAUGCACUGAUAUGGUAUAGCUGGCUUGGAGGAGUUAUUAUUGGGACAAUGAUAGGUGCCAACAUGGUGUUGGAGGAACAUUGUCGUGCUGGUCCACGUAAUGUUGUCAUAACAGGAAGUACAAGGGGAUUGGGUAAAGCCCUGGCUCGAGAAUUUCUUCUUUCUGGAGAUCGCGUAAUUGUUACCUCUCGCAGCCCUGAGUCUGUGCAAGCAACUGUCAAAGAGCUUGAGGAAAAUCUAAGGGAAGGCAUUGCCACUGCAGUUGGCUCAUCUCUGACAAAGCUUUCUCAUGCAAAAGUGGUUGGCAUUGCUUGUGAUGUUUGUGAGCCUAAUGAUGUGCAGAGAUUGGCUAACUUUGCUGUCAAUGAGCUUGGUUAUGUUGACAUUUGGAUAAACAAUGCUGGAACAAAUAAAGGUUUUAGACCACUGCUUCAAUUUAGUGAUGAAGAUAUUAAACAGAUUGUCUCAACAAAUUUGGUUGGAUCUAUCCUUUGCACUCGAGAAGCCAUGCGUAUUAUGAGAAACCAGGACAAGGCAGGUCACAUAUUUAAUAUGGAUGGUGCAGGAUCUGGAGGCUCUAGCACACCCCUGACAGCUGUAUAUGGUUCUACAAAGUGCGGCCUUAGGCAACUUCAAGGAUCACUAUUGAAGGAAUGCAAGCGAUCCAAAGUAGGUGUCCAUACAGCAUCUCCAGGCAUGGUUCUUACAGAUCUGCUUUUAAGUGGCUCAACUGUCCAAAACAGGCAAAUGUUUAACAUCAUCUGUGAGCUUCCUGAAACUGUUGCUAGAACAUUAGUUCCACGGAUGCGGGUUGUUAAGGGAACAGGCAAAGCCAUAAGUUACUUGACACCUCCCAGAAUCUUACUUGCUUUGGUCACUGCUUGGUUACGACGAGGUCGCUGGUUUGAUGAUAAGGGAAGAGCAUUGUAUGCAGCUGAAGCAGACAGACUUCGAAACUGGGCCGAAAAUCGAGCCCGAUUUUCUUUCACUGAUGCAAUGGAAAUGUACACAGAGAACACCUGGUUAUCAGUCUUCUCACUUUCAGUUGUUUGUGCCUUCAUAAUUCUUUCCAGCACCGGCAGCAAUAUGCCUGGAACUUGAUGUCUUUCUGCCAAUUAGAAAGUGCAUCUAAUCAUCAACACAAUAGAAUGAAUCUACACCAUAAACAAGGUGGAUCUGUUUUUUCCCACCAUGUCCACCUCAAAUCCUUAAAACAAAUAUCUUUUAACAAUCUUAGUUGUCAGUAACCAUGAGCUCAGACAUGUGAUUCCCAAUGCUCUAUAUGUCACAUGCGUCCUUUCUGUGCUCUAUGUAUAGGCUACCCUACAAUGGAGCAUUCUCCAUUGAGAUGCCUAUGGUCAUUGUAUGUUCUAUGUAUAGCCUUUCAUUAAAUUUGUAGACUCUAGUGAAAAAUCAUAUUUUAUUUUCUGGUUCAGUAUAUUUAUUUGAAUAUAUGUUUAUUUGGGAGCUUAACUCUGAAAAUUUGUAUUGGACAUUGGUUAGCACUUUUGGAUAAUGCUAUA